AUGAAGCUAGUUGGAAAAUAUAUCGACAAGGAUCGCUCAGGCCAUGUCACUUUGCGUCCAGAAGAUGAUGAGGACAUGUGGCAUCUGUACAACCUCAUACAGGAGGGAGAUCAUGUCCGUGCACCUGCCAUACGGCGUGUACAGAACGUGUCUGCCACAGGAUCAACUGAAUCUCACCGUGUUCGCCUAAAUUUAACGCUAGCCGUUACCCGCCUUACUUGGUCACCUUCCUCAUCGGCCCCCGCGGAUUCAGCAUCCUCGACUGAAAAUGCGAAUAAUUCCCAGAAUUCGACUGUGUCAUUGCAAAUAGCGGGUCGCGUAACGUCAGAGAAUCCUCACGUCAAACUUGGUGCAUACCAUACGUUGGAUCUCGAACCCAACCGAGAUGUGCGGAUAGAGAAGGAUGAGGGUGGAUGGGACAGUGUAGCUCUGAGUAGAGUGGAAGAGAGCUGCAAGCCCGGAAGAGGGGCCGAAGUUGGUGCCGUAGUUUGCGGGGAAGGGACGGCUAUAUUCUGUCUUCUCUCCGAACAUAUGACCGUCGUAUUACAACGACUCGAGGUCCCCAUUCCUCGAAAAAUAUCCACAGGUUCUUCCGCACAUGAAAAGGGCUUAGCACGAUUUUAUUCCACGCUCUACACGUCGUUCCUCCGACAUAUCCCGUACUCAGCUCCAUCUCUCCGCGCUAUUGUUAUCGCUUCUCCUGGCUGGGUGCGCGAUGCUGUCUUUGACUUCAUCAUGUCAGAGGCGAACAGAACCAACAAUAAGGCGUUGUUGGCAGCACGAAGUAAAUUCAUCAGAGUUCAUGUGAAUAGUGCCCAUGUCCACAGUCUGGUGGAGGUUUUGAAGAGCCCGGAGAUAGCAUCACAGCUGAAGGAGACGAAGUUUGCCCGGGAAGGUAUCAUGCUGGAUAAAUUCUUCAAGAUGUUGGGUGCAGAUGAAUUGCGGGCAUGGUACGGCCCAGAUCACGUCUCCCUUGCCGUGGAUCGCGGUGCCGUUGGGACACUACUCAUCUCGGAUGAGUUAUUUAGGGCAAACGACCCUGUGCUACGUAAAAAAUACGUUUCCUUGGUCGAGAGUGUUAGGCAGAAAGGCGGAGAAGUCCUCAUCUUCUCGAGUAUGCAUGAAUCUGGUCAACAAUUGAACCAGCUCACGGGCAUUGCAGCCAUACUCACUUUCCCACUAGACGUAGAGGUUGUGGAGGCGGAGGAACGUGAGGCUCGAGAAGAGGAGGAGAGAAAGAAAGAGGAGGAGUCUGAAACCUGA
This is a messenger RNA of Sparassis crispa, 1263 nucleotides long. Its product is annotated as Protein dom34. NCBI's taxonomy places the organism in Eukaryota, Fungi, Basidiomycota, Agaricomycetes, Polyporales, Sparassidaceae. Gene Ontology annotation, biological process: nuclear-transcribed mRNA catabolic process, non-stop decay; nuclear-transcribed mRNA catabolic process, no-go decay; nonfunctional rRNA decay. The transcript is spliced from 9 exons. Bases 1 to 1263 code for a protein of 420 amino acids. Gene Ontology annotation, cellular component: cytoplasm. The record is from RefSeq and is a predicted model, not a curated record.